Molecule: messenger RNA, 1087 nt
Organism: Tripterygium wilfordii
Lineage: Eukaryota; Viridiplantae; Streptophyta; Magnoliopsida; Celastrales; Celastraceae
Product: tetratricopeptide repeat protein 33
Exons: 5
Coding region: 118-744 (208 amino acids)
Molecular function (GO): protein binding
Source: RefSeq, a predicted model, not a curated record
AAAACGGUCCGUGUUCUUCUUCUGCCAAGCGAACAAGCAGACCAUCUUCUUCAAGUCCAUUGAACCAGGAAAGCUACAUUGGGCGACGGUCUUGCAGAGUCCGAGGGUGAAAGAGAUAUGAAGCUGACAUGGAAAAAGGAGAAGAACGUCAAGAAGCGGCCUCUUGGAGCUGUAUCACAGUACCCAAACCUCCCGUUUGAACAACAAAACAACCAAUUUGAUACAGAGCUUCGCAGUAGGGGAGAACCUGGAGCUCAUGAGAAGCAAGCGUUUGCCUCUGGUGAAUCUUCUGGCCCCGACACCAAACAACUCGCCAAGUCUUUUCGAGAACAAGGGGACAAGCUCGCCGAGGAAGGGAAAUACAGUGAAGCACUUGGGAAGUGGGAGGCUGCUCUUAAUUUGAUGCCUGAUACUGCAGCUUUGCAUGAACAAAAAGCCCAAGUUUUACUUGAAAUUGGAGAUGCGUGGAGUGCUUUGAAAGCAGCAACUAGAGCUACUGAGUUGGAACCAUCAUGGGCUGAGGCAUGGACCACCCUUGGAAGAUCACAGUUAAACUUUGGAGAACCCGAUAGUGCUAUUGAUAGCUUCGAUAGAGCUUUAGCGUUAAAGCCUGAUUCUAAAGAGGCUAAAGAGGACAGACAGUCUGCAACGCAUCUUAUAAAGCGACGAAAGCAGCUUCAUUCAUCAGGCCUGAGUUCUGAUAACAAUCGCUUUAUGGUGGGUGAUAAGACUGUAAACUCUUAGAGAUAUUCAAAGAAUAGAUCCGUACCCAUGUGUGAUCGUGAUUCAUGGGGUUGGUGCAAUGGAGCAUUUACCAGUUGGCUUAGAAUCUUAGAUGGCGUUGCCAUAAUUGAAACGCGUUUGCGUUUGCUCUUGCUCAUUAUACAUAAAUCAGAAUGGAGCCUGUGGACAACAGACAGAUUUGAUUUGAGACUUUCUGAUCUGGCCAUAUCCUUUAUGGGAAGAGUAGAAUUUGAACUUAUUACUUGGCUCUUUAAGGUUUGAUCAUGUUAAUGUUUCUGUGAAGAUUGUGUGUCAAGUAGGCUACGAUACCGUGUAAAUUUUAAAAGCAGACUGUUUUGGCUUA